Molecule: messenger RNA, 166 nt
Organism: Racocetra persica
Lineage: Eukaryota; Fungi; Glomeromycota; Glomeromycetes; Diversisporales; Gigasporaceae
Source: the annotation of a GenBank genome assembly
AGACAUUGAAACUGCCUUUUGGACUGCAAGAAUUGAUCAUUUUAUCUUGCAAGAGAUAAAUACAGCUAUUCAUAUAGCUAUUUACUUUAUAUAUAUUGUGUCUUUAGGAGGUGUACUUUUAUUACUUUUACCUUUCCUAAGUAAAUCAGUACAAAAAGUUUAUGAG